AAACAAUGACAACUGCAAAGAAGAAAAGUGUUCAUGUCCUGAUGAUCCCAUUCCCUGCAACAGGUCACAUACUACCCAACCUAGAUUUAGCAUACCAGCUAGCCAUUAGAGGCAUCACCAUAACAAUACUGGUCACACCCAAGAACCUCCACUACCUAGACCCUUUUCUUUCUCUCCACAAAAACUCCCUAUCAGUCCAAGUACUUGUCCUCCCUUUCCCCUCACACCCUUCACUACCCCAAGGAGUUGAGAACCUGCAAGACGUCACCAUCUUUUCACUGCCGGACCUAACCGACGCCUUAUCGAAACUCCAAGACCAAAUCUUCGAAUGGUGCAAAGAGAGUCCUUCUCCUCCGGUGGCUGUCAUUGCUGAUGAAAUGUUAAGUCAAUGGACUGUUCCGUUGUGUGACAGACUUGGUGUGAAACUGAUUUCUUAUUGUUCUGUGAAUGUGCAUGCGAGGAUUUACUGGUUGACUCAUAGCAAGGAGACGUGGCCUUUCUUUCAAGAAAUGAUGGCUUGGUUCAAGAAGAGCUGGGGAGUUAUUUUCAAUUCGUUUGUUGAGUUGGCUGCAGAGGAGAUUGAUGGCGUUAAGAAGAUCAUGGAUAAUGAACGGGUUUGGGCUGUUGGGCCUUUGGUUCCUAUCAAAGCUGGCUCUGAACGAGGUGGUUCCAGCUCAAUCUCAUCCGAUAAACUGAUCGGCUGGCUUGAUUCGUGCCAAGUUGACAGAUCAGUGGUGUAUGUUGGAUUUGGGACACAAAUCACACUAAAGACAAAGCAGAUGGAGGUCCUAGCGAAUGCACUAGAACAAAGUGGAGUUCGCUUCAUCUGGGCUGUCAAAGCAGCUCGAAACGAAGACGAUCAAGACCAGAGUAUGGUUCCGGAAGGGUUCGAAGAUCGUGUGGCUGGGAGGGGCAUUGUGAUCAAAGGUUGGGCCCCACAAGCGGCUAUUCUCGAACACCGAGCUGUGGGUGCAUACUUGACACAUGGUGGUUGGAACUCGGUGCUCGAAGCCCUACGCGGCGGCGUUAUUUUGCUGGCCUGGCCAAUGCAAAUCGAUCACUUCCACAAUGCAAAGCUAUUUGUCGAUGAAUUGGGGGCCGCAGUCCGAGUUUGCGAAGGCUUGGAGACUGUCCCUGACUCAGAUGCAUUGACUCGGAUUCUGACUGAUUCAGUGAGUGUGGAUGCGCCUGAGAGGAUUAAAUUUAUGGAGUUACGAGAGAAAGCACUGAAAGCUAUUGGAAAAGGUGGAAGCUCUUACAAGGCACUAGAUUUAAUAGUGGAAGACUUAUUCAACCUGUAA
Molecule: messenger RNA, 1301 nt
Organism: Tripterygium wilfordii
Lineage: Eukaryota; Viridiplantae; Streptophyta; Magnoliopsida; Celastrales; Celastraceae
Product: flavonol 7-O-rhamnosyltransferase-like
Exons: 2
Coding region: 6-1301 (431 amino acids)
Molecular function (GO): UDP-glycosyltransferase activity
Source: RefSeq, a predicted model, not a curated record